Molecule: messenger RNA, 249 nt
Organism: Gryllus bimaculatus (two-spotted cricket)
Lineage: Eukaryota; Metazoa; Arthropoda; Insecta; Orthoptera; Gryllidae
Source: the annotation of a GenBank genome assembly
UGGCCCAGCGGCGCCGCCAUCGCCUUCGUCUUCGCCUUCAGCUCAGUGGCUGCGUCGCGCGCGGCGAAGCGACUUCUCGGCGAAAGCUCCGACGUCCGCGUCGGCGUCGACGGCGUCGAGACAGGCGGACCGGCCGGCGGAGAGGAGUCGGCGACCACCAGAGACGGCGUGGUUCGUGACCUAGCCAAGUUCCCGCUCUGCGCGGGGCUUCGAGUGCCGGUCUCUGAAAAUGGAGUUUGGAGUCGAUAG